Cadophora gregata is the source of this 4574-nucleotide messenger RNA. RefSeq lists its product as uncharacterized. Gene Ontology annotation, cellular component: protein phosphatase type 1 complex. The transcript is spliced from 2 exons. The record is from RefSeq and is a predicted model, not a curated record. Lineage: Eukaryota; Fungi; Ascomycota; Leotiomycetes; Helotiales; Ploettnerulaceae. Bases 1243 to 3291 code for a protein of 682 amino acids. Gene Ontology annotation, biological process: regulation of glycogen biosynthetic process. Gene Ontology annotation, molecular function: protein phosphatase 1 binding; glycogen binding.
CCACGACCCACCGUGUUUGGCAGAUCAAGGCGGCCUCGUACUACUGUACUGUACUGGUACCCAUGCCGGCCCAUGUCGACGUAGCUCAGUUUAUGUGCAACCCCCCGGUUCAUGCCAUGGCCUUUUGAUGCUGCUUUGCCUUUUCGCUUUGGCUCUGUUUCUGUUUGGCUCUUGCUCUUGCUCUGGCUCUUGCUCUGGCUCUCUUUCUGCCCUUUGCCUCUCUGCGCUCGCUCGCUCGCUGCCUUUUGCUGCCCUGCCGCGCUACCAACUACCAACUCACCCCGUCCAUUUCGCGCGUCAACUAGUUCCCAUCCCGGCCUGGCUCGAUUUCAAUUGCCUGCACCAUCUUCAACUAAAUUCACGUCCCCACUCUGUUUUGGGUCUAACCCCAUCCUCCCAUCUUACCUAUCCUCACCUCACUUCACCUCGCUAGUCGCCCCCAGUCGCCUAACCCCAGCAGCUUCCAAGGAGCCCAAGCCAGAGGCCAGAGCCUGCGUCCAUCCUUAUUCUCCUGCUUCCCACCACCACCACCACACCUCCUCUCCUCUCUCUCACCACCACACCUCUAGGCCUGAGCCAGCCUUUUAUCACCAUUAAUAUCUCCUCAUUCCAUUCCACUGUUGUGCUGUUGGAUUCCUUUCGAAGUUACAAUUGACGAGCCCGACACUUGAACCAGUCAUUGGUUCCUCGCUCGCUCGCUCGCAUAAUCCAGCAAGACGUCAUUUAUUUGCUCUGGUAGGCAAUAAAGACUCUUCCUCGCCUUCGCCCUCCCGUGUCAAACCCAGGCAGGCCGCACACCACACAACGACUCACCCAGCGCCCGGAAACAGAAGGAACAGGUAGAAAGGCCAACAAUAGAUUGGCUUUGUCCUGGCACCAUCUUUUCCCUCUUUUCCCUCUCUUCCCACGAGAUCCGAGCCUUCCUCCCGUCGACUAUCCCCCUCGACUCGAUCAACGACCGACUCGAUCGUUCUUUCUGACGCCGAAGAGUACCAUACACGAUUGCUGGAAUACGCCGUGUAUUGAACUUCCUCGAGCCUCACCCAGCCCUCAUCCGUUCUUCGCAGAAGACUCGCUACACCCCUCUCACUAGCGCAGCAUCUUUUACGUUUCUACCAGCGGGUCAAGGUAUUCAAUGCUAAGUAGGAAUUGAGCUACUUCUUCGACAACUCCGACUUGUCGAGCUGCUAUACUUACUCCUAUACCUCAACACACCCCCAUAUCUAGGCAUCGACCGUACGGAUGCCUUACACUCCUCCCGCCCAGCGUUCUCCAGCUGUAUCAGCUCCUCACUCUCCGGUCCUGAGCCGUCGAUCUUCCUCAUCACACCAGUCUGGUCACACAAGUGCCACAGCGUCGAACCGACCCGAGUUACCGCGGUCAACCUCAUACCUCACCAGACAUCGACGGACCACUUCAGUCAAGACUGCAUCAUUCGCACCAUCACUCGAGCCAUCACCACCUGGAACGGCCGACAAGGAGAAGAAUGAUACAAACAGUUUGACUGCCUCUGACAGCGUCAGGCAAUCACCACCUCCUGUGACCGACGACACACAGAUACCUGCUGGUGCAGUCAUCUCGCCGCCCGACUCUGCACAAAAUUCGAGCGAUGACGAGGAUACGAAAGUGUCGAGAGGUCGGGAACUGGAGAACUUGGCUGAGCUGCAAGCGGCCAUCAGGAUUAUCGAGCAGCACAGGGAGAGUUCGCCGAACAGAAAAGCGGAAGAGAUUGGAAAGGCCAACCAAGCUCUGACACUCAUCAUGCCAGCUUCAGAGUCAGACGACAAGCCAACCGCUACUCACAUCGAAGAGACAGCCAUCAACACUCUCCGAAAGCUUGGCCACAAUAGAUCGAACACAGACUCUUCUGUCUUCAUGGACAUGAGACAAAGCCAGCCAGAAACGCCUCUCACCGGUUCUGAUGAAGACUCCAUCUCCGAUGACGACGAGCCAAACCGAUCCCGACGAAAGCCUCCCAUGCUCAGAAAGAAGUCUGGUGAGCUUGUUAGACCCGCCUUGAGACCUUCAUCAGCGAGGAGACGUCCUUCAAGCAUGCCGGGCACCCCGACAUUCUCUAAGGCCGUCCAUUUCGACUCGCACCUCGAGCACGUCCGACACUUCCUCCAAGUUGAUCGACCUUUAGCAGUCAGUGCAGGCUCGUCACCAGUCGAACAGUAUGAUAGUGAUACCGAGUUUCCGUUCAACGACGACGGAGCAAGAAGUCCACCAUUUGAGUGGGAGAUCAUAGUUGCUAACUUCGUUCCGACCACUAUACCGCUUCAAUUCGGACAACCCGUGAAAGUUGAAAGGGUGUUCUUAUCAUCGGACAACAAGACGCUGGUGGGUAGUGUCGUGGUCGCUAAUUUGGGUUUUCAAAAGACUGUCGUGGCACGCUUCACACUUGACUACUGGAAAACCACGUCAGAGGUUGUUGCCGAAUACAAUCACGACAUUCGUCAAACUAGGCACGAUGGGUAUGAUCGAUUCAACUUCAACAUCAAGCUCGCCGACCAAGCAAACCUUGAGGCCAAGACGAUGUUCUUUUGUAUUAAAUAUUGCGUCAACGGCGCUGAAUACUGGGAUAACAAUGGGGCAACUAACUACCAAGUUGACUUCCGCAAGAAGGCCAAGGCACAAAAUGGGAAGAAGGGAAUGGCUGGCGCUUCAUCACGACCAGCAAACUCGUUACCCAGAAGCAAUAAGAAGUCACCCCCUGCAAACGGAAGACCAAAGUCUAUGCCUGUCGCUUUCGAUGACUUUGCUGAUGGCUUCGACGGCAAGUAUCAAUUCGAUGACUUCAAGCAACCCGUCAAGGACUACUUGGGCGAGUCUGGCACCUCUGUUCGCCUAAAGGGUGUGAAGUCUGCUGUUAGCUUGGGCUCCGACAACCUUACUCGUCGUGCACCACAACCAAAUGGACAGGCAUUCGGCAAUCGAUAUGACUUUGGUGCCUCGCUGUCCGCUGCGAUCCAAGCUGCCAAUACUGUCCUUGGGGAUAAGUCUGGCUUGACCAUGAAAUCGACAGCAAAGAAGCAGCCACCUAAAAAGUACACUGCUGACUCUAAUGAUACUUCUUCGCCCCUCACAAUGGCAAGCAGGCGACCAGUGCAGAAGCCAGCCCCGGCAGUUAAACCUGUUAGCGUCCAGGCCCCUACUUCUGGAGCGGAUUCGCCUCGCCCAGUUGGGGCUGAAAAGCCCGCUCUGGCUUCUCAGUCCUACAACGAACUGUUGGACAAAUAUUGCUUUGUACGUACCAACGACCAUCACUGGACCGGACAGGACAGAAGCUAAUCUUAGUAUAGUUUGGAUCAUCCAAAACUUCUCCACAGCUGAAAGAUGGAACCAUGAGAUCUGGCCAAUACGAUGGCACCAUCGACGAUGGUUACGUUCUUGGUUCGGCUGAUUCUACCGCGGAUAGCUCACCUUUGAUGAUGGAGAGGAUAUCAGCACCGCAAUCUCAGAAAGCAAGUACGCAGGCGUCUCGCUCUGCUUCGCCAGCCCCGAUGACGGGCUUCGUUUCGGGUACGUCUCCGAUGUACCACAACUUGCAUGCUGGUUUUCCGUUCCGCGACACUCAUACUGCAACAGCUAUUCGGGGUUGAAUUUGACGUCUUCAGCAUUCUGAGCGAUUUUCGGUUGACACCACGGUAUAUUUUACGAAACGACGAUACGAAUAAUUCUUUUUCGACACGUUGAGAAGGCAAAGCCUGAUCAAAGUGGUGAUCUGGGGUCCUAGAUCACAGGAAUUGUUUCGAUUACCUCUUUGCUGAGUGUGGUCAUCAAAUUUUGAGACGGAUUGUUCGCGACUCUGCCACAAGAAGAUUCCCAUCAUAACCAUUGGUUCUUGGGUGUCUUCUAAGGGAGCGUCUUAAUGCAUUUCUGCGCGGGGACAUCAAUCAUGAUUGCUUUGCACGGAGUUUCUAUUCAUUCUUGUACUUUUGAGCGACCUGCAUGUUCCUUUAUCCGGCCGGAAUUUCCGGCCGACGAUUUCUCACCUCCAUUCGUACAUAGACUGGGGUUUUAAUAUUUUACGGGUCCAACCCUUCCAAGUUUGGGGAGGAAUUGUUAGCCACGAGGCUUUCCAUGCUGCCUUUCGACUUUGCGAAAUUGAGAUUGCGACGUCGAGUUUUUUUUUUGGAUUUGGGGAAAAAGUUGUCUUUUGCGCUGGGUUUUGGAACAGGGAAAGGAAGGGCUGCAGAGAGAUGGAACAAUCCCAUGGGUACAUACGAGAAAAUGGGUUAACUGGACGGGGCGGUGGGCAAUUCGGGGUGGGAUAGAAAGGAUACCGGAUGGGACUGGAUUUUUAUGGUCGGACAACCAACCAAACAAACAAUACUUGAUACGAUAAGGAUGCGGAAGAGCUAGCUAGCUGGGAGAGAUGAAUCGGGGGAAGGGAAUGGAUUCAUUCAAGUUUAAGGUGUUCUUUUACCUUUAUCUGAACUCUUGACCAUUCUGCUUGCUUGUCUUGCCCUUGCCUGCUUGCGCUGGACGGGAGAGGUAGUUUUGUGGAAGGUUGAUCGAUCCGGGACAGCUAACUACUUUGAAUGAGAACGGUUAAUUGAUUGAUUGGUUGA